This is a messenger RNA of Salvelinus fontinalis (brook trout), 3635 nucleotides long. Its product is annotated as protein-S-isoprenylcysteine O-methyltransferase-like. Gene Ontology annotation, molecular function: protein C-terminal S-isoprenylcysteine carboxyl O-methyltransferase activity. The transcript has 5 exons. Gene Ontology annotation, biological process: C-terminal protein methylation. Gene Ontology annotation, cellular component: membrane; endoplasmic reticulum. The record is from RefSeq and is a predicted model, not a curated record. NCBI's taxonomy places the organism in Eukaryota, Metazoa, Chordata, Actinopteri, Salmoniformes, Salmonidae. Bases 60 to 941 code for a protein of 293 amino acids.
AGAAAUUCUGUGAUUGUGGAAAACUCGCGAGAGCCCAUAGGGAGUAACGUCACUUCAUCAUGGCAGGCAAUAAGUUGGCAUUAGAGGGAAAAAUAAGUAUAAUAAGCUUUCUUUUAGGGCUUGGUGUUGUUAUAAUUCCCCUUAUUAGAACAUUCGCUGGACAUCUUGACUGGGUAUUCGACUAUCUCACUGGAGUGAGGGGUAAAAUAGCUAUUGCGGUGUACAUCGCUGUUCUCAAUGGCUUCUUGCUAAUCAUAUAUAAGGGACCUCUAUAUAAGGUUGCUGUGCGAGCCUGCUUCCUUGGUUUUACUUUUGGGUGUGGCUUGAUCAUAAGCUUUUCUCAAACUACAUGGACACACUUUGGCUGGUACAUGUGUUCCAUGUCUUUCUUCCACUACUCUGAGUACUUGGUGACGGCCAUCAUUAACCCCCGCAGCCUGUCUCUGGACUCGUUCCUGCUCAACCACAGUGUGGAGUACACCGUGGCUGCUGUCUCCUCAUGGGUGGAGUUCACUAUAGAGAAGCUCUCUGUCCCAGAGCUGAAGCAGCUGAGCUGGCUCAGCCUGGUGGGCCUGUUGAUGGUGCUGUGUGGGGACUUCCUUCGUAAGUCUGCCAUGCUGACGGCUGGCUCUAACUUUAACCACAUCGUCCAGAACGAGAAGGCUCAGAGCCACGUGCUGGUCACCGAUGGGGUCUACGCCUUCUUCAGACACCCGUCCUACGUGGGCUGGUUCUACUGGAGCAUUGGCACACAGGUGAUGCUGUGCAACCCUGUCUGCAUCGCGGGCUAUACCAUGGCCAGCUGGCGCUUCUUCCGUGAACGGAUUGAGGAGGAGGAGGUCUCUCUCCUCCAUUUCUUUGGAGAGGACUACCUGGAAUACAAGAAGAAGGUGGGCACCGGCCUGCCCUUUAUUUCAGGCAUCCGCAUCAACAGCUCCUAGGUGUGAGAGAUGGGGUCCUGGAUGUAUGAACAUGGCAGACAGGCACUGUGAGGGGCAGCCCCUGUCAGCAUACUGUGGAUUAGCACUUGUGGUCGCCCGCCCUGGGGGGGGGGGGGUCUAGAGCUCACGGACUGACACCUAUGAGCGUGGUAAAGGGCUCCCCAAAAACCUGGGUAGACGGACUCACUCAAAAAUAAACGACACCCCCCAAUGUUGUAUAUCUAUUGCACACAUCCAACCGCCUCUUUGGUUUGACUACUAGAGAUGUUUUUUUUUCAUCUUCAUCUCCAAUGUCUCCCUUUUCUGUGUUUUCCAUAGGGAGGAGUUGAGUUUCUUCAGUGGAUGCUGAAUGGAUUUUUAGCUUGUGUUACUGAAUCAAAGUGCUGUAAUGAGCCUGGUUGAGUGUCUGCUAUUCCUUGUUUGUCUGGCUUAUCACUAAGUCAUCAUUAUUAGGUCUCAGCGUUUACAACAAUAGUUUUACACAAGAUUAGGGAUGCACAAUUUCAUCUGCCCCCGUACAUAUUCUUUCCCAGUAGGUAAAUCUGCGCUAAGAAGCAUUUAUUUCUGUUUGGCUGUUGUACAUUUACAAAAAUUUCCUAAAAUGGUGGCAAAGUGGUUGCUUGAAACAUGGUCUUUGCCCCAUAAGUUAAUGAACUUUUCAUAAAUUAUAAAAUGCCUUUUGAUGGUAAUCAAAUGUCAAAAUAUGCCAUGAGAAAAUAUUGGUUAUAGGUUACAGCCCAGAAUUUCUAUACUGAUGCAUCCUUACCCAAAAUGAUGAAUUUACCGGUUCAGGGAACAAAACUGUAAAAUAACAUUUUUAAUGAACAGAAACUGAAUCGGGAACAAAAGCGAUCCAUACUGUUCCGGAACAGAACCAUUAUUUUAAAAGCAUGCAAACCGGUUAAUAAGAUUAUUUUACGUUCUAGACAUUUUUUUUCUAGUCCCACAAAAGAAACGCAACAAAGCGCAUGUGCAAAGCCCUCACUCUGUCACUCAAACUUAUUCCAGUGUCUGCCUGCAAACUGAAAAUCUUUGCCUGUGCAUGUUUAGGCUACCUGCCCCUCCCCCAUCUGAAGCAUAGGCUACUGUACUGACCUUAGAAGUGUGAGAAGAUAGGGAGAGAUCUUUUUAAUUAGCUAGAGAAGCGUGGAUUAACUUUUUUAAUGCUAGUUAAGGAUACUAUAGGCCUAGUUGAGUUUCAGAUUGGAUUUAUUAACUACAAAAAAGUAAGAUGUGUGUUUAAUUCUGGUGCUGCUCUUCACACACAAGCUUGUUAGCUAGCUAUCUCAAAGGACAUUCAAAGCCUCUCCUAGGUAUAAUUCUGUGAACCUAAUUCAGAUAAUGCAUGUCUUAGAGGGCCAGCGCUUCAAGCCUGCUCCUCAAACCUCUCGCUCUCUCCCCACCCGUAAAAUUUCAGUAGCAUCUUGCGCCAUAGCCUACACUGGUCUGUCCAUCAGGCAUGUAAACAACUAGCACGCAUGUAAACAACUAGCACGCAUGUAAACAACUAGCUUGCCUGCUCUAUCCGCACUGAUUGCUGAAGUCAUUUUAAUAAGCUAAAUGGUCAAAAUAAAAACAUAUUUUUAAAAAUUAAAAUGGUUUCACAGGUUUCAAACCGGUUCAGAACUUUAUUUUGCUGAUCGGAAUAGAAUGAAAAAAAAAAAAUGUGUUUUUUGUUGAGAAAAUAACUUUGGUUCCAACCCCUGAUUUUAAAUUCACAUAUCCCAUGUCCACUCAGGAUCAAAAGGCUGUACAAUCAGAAAUCUUUUGCUAAUUUGACAACCUGAGCAAGUUGCAGCCUGGUUCUCGGAUUUCUCCAAUCGGUACGGCGUAAUCAGAAAUCUACUUCGUAAGUAAUUUAAAACGUAAUGAAUACUGACAAUCCGUUCACUGUUCUAUUCCAGUCUGCUGUAAGCCUUAAAAUGUCCCCUGGGUGUAGACUAUGAAUCAGGGGUGUUGUUCCUCCAUAGGGUUUUAGUAAUAGGGGCACUCACUAAUAGUCAUCUUUAAAAUGCAAUCGCUCUCACACGGUCUCUCUCUACCCCCACUUGAUCAUCACUCCAUCUAUUAUUUAUUUGUUCUGUGCACUUGUCACCUCAUGCUCACUGUGUAUUAAAACCAACCAAAAGAUGCAUUCCUAUGGCUAAGGGGUUCAGAGAGCUACACCCAACAUGGCUUCCUUCUGAACUACCGCAGCUUGUCUCAGGUGAAAGGUCGCCUCUGCCCUCCACUCUGUAUGCCCAGACUGUAUGGAGUGCAAGAGGAGUAUGUCUGAGUGAAAGAGAAUGUGAAAUUAGAACAGUCAAAAGCACUAACUGUUGUGCAAGAUGAGUGUGUGUGAGUUAGUUUCUGAAAUGAGGACAGUCUAGAGCACUGUAAAAGUGAUGUGUUACAUGAAUCAAGAUGAGAUUCUGUAGAUUAAUUAAUAUAAGAGCACAUUCAGUUGGCUGCAGACGUAUGAUAGUUUGCUGCUCCAAGCAUGAUACAGCUGAGCUGAAUGUGGAAAAAGCCAGUUGUGUUGCACUACAGUAUAACAAUACUACAGUUUAUUACAGGUAAAUUAAAAAUGUAUCAUGCAGAGGGUGUACUUAUCUAACUCUUGGUUGAUAACUUUUUUUCACUUUACUGACAUUUUCUGAAUUGAAUGAACACCAUUGUCCUGUCAAAUAAAAUCAAAAGUUUAUCCUAAGAAAA